GGUAGGGAGGAAGGAGAUCGUGGAGGGGUUGGGAACUUCUCACUUACCGUUCACACAGGCGCGCUCACGGACGCACGCACACACGCGGCGGACACUUGCUUCAGUCGCUCUCGAGGAACGACUCUGGUGACACACACACGCGAACCAGCGGAGCUGAGGAGGCUGAGCGACACAGCCUGGUGAAGAAGAUUGCGUCAUUCAUGAACCAGGCAAUCAACACCAGUAGACUUGUAUUCUGUUGAAGGGAAACUUGUGACGCCAUUUAAUAGUGACAAUUCCUGGAACGUUGAGCGAAGCUGUUUGAGUGCGUAGUUUGAGAAGUGUUUGGAUCAUUUGGGAAAAAAAGAGGAGUAGAAGGUGGAGGUGGUGGAGCAGUGGUUUGUGAAGGUGAAGGAGUGCCAGGAUGCUGUCUGUGAUGAGCAUGAUGGAAGGGGGUCACCUGCAUGAGGAAGAAGAAGAGGAAGAAGAGGAGGAUCCUCAGCUGGAGGAGGAGGAGGAGCACGGCCACGAUGGACUCCAGCUCUCCAAGGCAGAACUCAGGAAGAGCAAUAAGCCGAUCAUGGAGAAGCGGCGACGAGCGAGAAUCAACACGUGUCUCAAUGAACUCAAGACUCUUAUUCUUGACGCCAUGAGAAAAGACCCCGCCCGCCACAGUAAGCUGGAGAAGGCUGACAUCCUGGAGAUGACCGUGAAGCACCUACAGGCAGUGCAGCGGCAGCAGUUAGCCAUGGCCGUAGCACACGAUCCCGCCGUCCUCACUAAGUUUCGAAGCGGCUUCACGGAGUGUGCCCAGGAGGUCACAAGGUACGUGUCGAGGAUCGAGGUGGAAGGCGGCGUGCGGCAGCGGCUGCUGCAGCACCUGGGCCAAUGUGUGUCUGGACUGUCCACCAUGACGCCCAUGUCCUUCACGGCAAUGGCGGGUCUACCCAUGCCUCUCACCCACCUCCAGGGCGGUGCUCUUCCACCAGGGCCUCCUCCUCCCUUGCAGCAAAGACCUGGAGAUGUCAAUAACAACCAGGCCAGGCUGUUGCACGGCCUUGUUGCUGCCAGGCUUGCUGCCGCCGGAGACGCUGCAGGUGCGGCACUUCUUCUCCAUGGUGGUUUGUCCCUUCUUGCCCAUGCCUCUCCCCACCCGGUACCCCCAACCUCACAACCUAGCGCACCGCCCCCUCAAGGAACAACUACAGUUUCCUCGCCUCAAGGUGCACUUCAGCCUUCCCAGGUGCUACAGCCCGCCGCCGUGAAAGUAAAUGAUGGGGCGUCUUCUUCGGGUGAGAGACCAACACGUCCAUCUGCCUUUACUGCUGUGAGGAGAGUAGGAUCCCCUACACGGGCGCCGCUGGAGGUAUACACUCACCGUCAAGACUCCACCAGCUCAGGCGCCACGCAAAAGGUGUUGGCGCCCACGGCCAGGCGGUACAUUGGCUUGCCGGAGCCACACGCUGAGACAGUGGUGCGUGCACAGGUCGCGGUCCAGCCUGUCAAUUUGGCCUUGUCUGCGCCGCGGGACACAGACGCACGGGCACCGCUUGACUUCUCUUUUAGAAAACCUCCGUUAAACAGAGUGGUCCCGCCCCACUCCACCGGCCCCGCACAACCCCAACACACAGGAGCCACGCCUUCCCAACACACAAUAUCCUCCCAAGCCAUCACACACAAGGACGCGCCCCACCUCCCGUCUCCUAAGUAUGUACCAGCCCUGGCCCUCUGCACGUCAUUCCGCCAGACUCAGACCGAAGCGAGUUCGCAACAAAAGCCAGACAUAAUCACCAUCAAACGACCGCUAGAGGAACAAGACACAACCUGCACCAGACCCUCAAAGAUAGCCAAGACUGACUACUCUCCCUCCCCGGGCCAUCCGCCACUCAGCCUGCACCUCACACCCCCCAGUCAAUCCACAGACGCCUCGCACACUUCUCCUCCCUUGCAUGCUUCCCCGCCCUCCCAGAGAACACCCCCGUCGCAUCUUACGCCUCCAUCCCACACCACCCCGCCCUCUCAUAUGGGUUCCUCCCUUCACCUCACACCACCUUCACACACCACGUCCUCCACGCACCUUACGCCGCCAUCCACUACCUCGCCGCAGUCCCAGGUAUCGUCAGGUGUUUCUCCGGGAUCACACGCCUCCCCGGGACCCUCGCCGACGAGCCAAACGACUCCCAGGAAAGUAAAAUCGGAGGGCAGUUCUUCCCCAGACAGACCUUCGACUUCAGCAUCGCAGGAGGACAAGGACAUGUGGAGGCCCUGGUAACGGGAGGAAUAAGCUCACACACACACACACACACACACACACACACAAGACCCGGUAGCUCAGUGGUUAGAGCACUGGCUUCACAAGCCAGAGGACCGGGGUUCAAUUCCCCGGCCGGGUGGAGAUAU
This is a messenger RNA of Portunus trituberculatus (swimming crab), 2379 nucleotides long. Its product is annotated as proline-rich protein 36-like. Gene Ontology annotation, molecular function: protein dimerization activity; DNA-binding transcription factor activity, RNA polymerase II-specific; RNA polymerase II cis-regulatory region sequence-specific DNA binding. Bases 404 to 2251 code for a protein of 615 amino acids. The record is from RefSeq and is a predicted model, not a curated record. Gene Ontology annotation, cellular component: nucleus. The transcript has 4 exons. Gene Ontology annotation, biological process: anterior/posterior pattern specification; regulation of neurogenesis; regulation of transcription by RNA polymerase II. NCBI's taxonomy places the organism in Eukaryota, Metazoa, Arthropoda, Malacostraca, Decapoda, Portunidae.